AUGACGAGCUUCGCCGACGUCUUCCGCCCGUCGCUGCAGGCGGCGGCUCUCAUGGCCGAGUACCAAGACGGGCUCUUCGAGGACGUCCGCGCGUACAUGGCGGACUUCCGGCGCCACGCCCGCGAGCACACGGAGACCAAGCCGCAAGGCUACGAGGUGACCAUCUACCCGAGCCGGCUCCACGAUGGACCUGCGUUCGGUCUCAACUGCAGCGACCUCCUUCUCGGUAAGCUCGCUGUAUCGCGCCAGGUCUGCGAAGCGCCUGUGCACUUUGCGGCGCGCCAAGGCGACCUAGCGAUCAUCAUGCGCUUCCUGGCCUGUCGCCCGACGUGGCUCUGCCUCGACACGAUUGCGUGCGCGCUGGCCCACAACCAGGUCGAAAUCGGGACGUUCCUCUUGCAGCACCGAUCGAUCAUGCACCCGCGCCCGCUCUGGUCGCCCCGUCGCGGCCCCGCGCCUCCGCAGGCCACGUCCGCAGCGCUCAUCGAGGCCCGUAUCGCGGCGACGCUCGAGGCCCGCAUCGCCGCACACGACCGUCCCGAGCUGCUGAAGCUGCUGGCGACAAUCAAACCGGACGCGGACUGGCCCAUCGCGCUCGCGGGCGCCAUGCAAGUGCGUGCGACGACCGCGAUGCAGUACCUCUACGACACGUACGGCGACGACGCUGUCGACGAAUGCACGUUGAACGAGGCGUGUGCGGCGGGCCUCUUGGCGUUUGCGCAGCAGCUGCACGAAAAGGGGCAUGCGUGCACCAUGCUAGCGAUGGAUCGCGCGGCCAUGAACGGGCAUCUGGAUGUCGUCCGCUUCCUGCACGAACACCGCCGCGAGGGUUGCUCCCGCACCGCGAUGGUCCAAGCCGCGACCAACGGCCAUACCGACGUGGCGCUGUACCUUCUCACGCACUUUCCGGCGGCCGAGUCGGCCAAGUUUAUGAGCGUCGCGCGCGGCCGCGACUUGCUCCAGUGCCUGCAUCGUCGCUCGAAGCGGCGCUGCUCUGUGCGCGCGCUCGCGACCGCGGCGAUCCACGGCGAUGCCAAAGCGCUCAAGUGGAUUCUAACCGAGUAUCCCUUGUAUGGUUCUGUCUUGACGGCGCGCGGCGACGGCUUCCAGUGCCUCCUUGCGGCCGCCUGUGGCGAAAAGGGCAAUCUCGACAUUGUCGUGCGCCUAAGCACGCACGUCUCGCCGCCGCUGCCUCCAACCAACAACUUUGUGGCCGCCGCGACGCGCGAGAUCAAGCGCGUGCUCGAUUCCGACAUGCUCUCGCCCGUGCACAUGGCCAUGGCGCACGGCCACUUGGAGAUCCUCGACUACCUCGAGACUCGCCAGAGCGUCACGUGGAGCCGCGUCAUCCCAGGCCACGUCCAAGCUCGCAUCUGCGCACACAUACGCGCGCCGUUCAUUUGGUCGUAUCUGCGUAACCGCGGAGUCGUACUCGACGGUUCGUGGGCGACUGCAGCGUGCGGCUACAGUCGUCACUGGGCGUGGGCAGAGUCUAUCGUCGCGACAGCCAGCUCGCCGAUGGGAAUGCAGUGGCUCAUGCACGCCGCGCUCCGUCAUGAUCGUGACGUGGUGGCGACGCUGUGCCAGUUCAAAAGCCGCUUGUAUCCGCCGACCGCCGAAGACAUUGUCGACUGCGCGUACCUUCCGGACGUCGUGCGCUACUUGUACGCAACGUACCCGACUUCGUUUACAGCCAACGUCCUCGAGACCGCCGUGAGCCGCGGCGUCGCCAACACGUGGCUCGUGCGCUUCCUCCUCGGCCAUGGCGUCAGACGCGUGCGCGAUGCCUUCCCGCAGACGAUCCGGCACCAAGACGCGGCUGGCUUUGCGCGGCUCUGGCCUUUCUGCAAGUCUGGCGACGGCGUCGACGACCUCUUGUACCUCGCGACGCUGGCCUACGGUGUCGUGGACCGCCCCAACCGCGUCCUCGCCGACCUCUGGCUCGAGACGUUCACGGCGACCUUCGAGUUGUGCGAGACACCGACGUUUCUUACCUUGCGCUUUGCCCGGUUUGCGAGUGAGAACCCGUCGGCGGCCGCGUUCUUGAAGGACCUCCGCGACGAAGGCCUCCGCCCCUUCAACUGGCUCGUGCCGCGCCUCUUGCGCAAGGACGUUGCGGCGUACCUCCAGCACAUUCUCACGACGUGGGAGCAGUACGUGCUCCAAGAGAACCCAAAAAACCCGCCGCAGCCGAGCUCGUUUCGCACACCGAUCCGAUGGCGGCGCCUUCGACGGCCCGUGUGGUAA
Saprolegnia parasitica CBS 223.65 is the source of this 2247-nucleotide messenger RNA. RefSeq lists its product as hypothetical. The transcript has a single exon. Gene Ontology annotation, molecular function: protein binding. NCBI's taxonomy places the organism in Eukaryota, Oomycota, Saprolegniomycetes, Saprolegniales, Saprolegniaceae. Bases 1 to 2247 code for a protein of 748 amino acids. The record is from RefSeq and is a predicted model, not a curated record.